Pangasianodon hypophthalmus (striped catfish) is the source of this 2163-nucleotide messenger RNA. RefSeq names its product cell growth regulator with ring finger domain 1 (gene cgrrf1). Lineage: Eukaryota; Metazoa; Chordata; Actinopteri; Siluriformes; Pangasiidae. The record is from RefSeq and is a predicted model, not a curated record. Gene Ontology annotation, biological process: negative regulation of cell growth.
GCGGCCACCGUAGCUGCUGGUAAACCGGAAGUGUGGAGCUUCCAGUGUUUUGACAGCGCUGUGUUUAGUUUCCUGAUUUCCCCGGAACUCACUGAUGUGCGGUUUGGUUUUAAAUUAAAGCUGUGUGUUAGUUAAUGCUGUAUUUCCGGUAUGGCGGCGGAGUUUAUAGUCAAGCUGUAUGAAUAUUCUCCACUGUUCUACAUCAGUGUGAUAGCCGUGUGUUUCAUCCUGACUGUGGCAGCAGUGCUGGGCUGGUUUGGCUUUGAUGUGCCGGUGAUUGUGAGGAGUUCAGAUGAAGGUGAUUCUCCUGCUCCAGAGAAGAAAAUGGUUCAGGUUCCCAAUCCGUUCUCUCUGGAGAUCGACACAAACACCACGCGGGGAUCAGUGACGGACGGUGUGUGUCUGCGGUCGUGUUGUUUAGAGGAGUGUGUGUUGAGCUGUUACUGCUGCAGUGUUCAGGCUCUACAGUUUGCGCUGCAGGAACACCGCUACCGAAGACUGAACACAGCGCGUUUAUUCCAGCAGGCUUUACAGGGGCAAUACCUGCACUGCCACACCUCCACCAUGGCUAAAGGUCAGAGGUCAGAGUGCGUCACUCAGAUGCCCCCUGAUCUCGGAGUGACAGAUUUUGGAUUCCUGCCAAGAGAUCGCUAUCCGCUAGUCGCUGUUCUCACCUUAGCUAACACGGAGGACAGAGACGCCUACGACAUUGUGGUGAGUGUUACAGUUCUUCAUGUUCCUGAUGAUAAGUACCGCCUCUCUGCGAGGAUCCUGUUCCACGUCCUGCUCACUGCUGAUGGAAACAUGUUUGAUCUAAAGCCACUCUUCAUGUCCACUGACGGCACAAGCCCCGCCCCUGCCGAGGAACAUGCAAAGCCACAUGAAAAAGAACCAAAGGAUGAAGAGGAGGCGGAGUCAGAUGAAGAGGGGGUGUGGCCAGGAGCUGUAGGGCGGGACUGUGUGGUGUGUCAGAACGCGGCGGUGAACCGCGUGUUGUUACCGUGUCGUCAUGCGUGUGUGUGUGAUGAGUGUGUGUGGAGGUUUCAGCACUGCCCCAUGUGCCGAGCCUUCGUCUGCGAGUCCUUCACCCUGGCUCCGCCCACAACCACACACCCCUGUCCCGAGGGGCGGGGCUUAUAAACCACACACACACAAACACACAGCACUGCUUUUAAUGAUAUUAUUUUAGUGAUUUUGUUCAUUUUAAACAAUAAUAAUAAUUUCAAAACCCUAAUGAGGAACUAAAGGUGUAGUUCAGGAACUUUUCUUUUUACUUUAUCUGAAUCUGAUAAACACACUUCUGCUAAAAUUUCAUUACGCGAUUUGGUAAAAACGUAAUUUUGAUGAAAAUAUUCCACUGUGCCUAAUGCACCACACCGACCCCGAUGUAAAACACAUUUAAAGAUUCUUAACAAAGCCCACAAGUAAGUGUUCUGAAUCAAAAAAAAAAUCCCCAAGUUCCUGAAGAGAAAAUUCCUUCGUCCCUGAAACGGCAUUUGAGUUCGAAAAAAAAUUCUGAAUGUUUCUGGUCUAAAAUGGUCGCCUAGACAGUAAAGUAAAGUUUUGGUUCCAGAAAAGUCCUUCCAAAGUUCCUGAAAAAAAAAUAAAAAACUGGUUUCUGGUUCCUAAAAAGUUCCUGAAAGGUAUUCUUGGGUCCUGAAAAAGGUUCCUGUGGUGAACACACCUCGUUCUGCUGCUUUGUGAAAAAGUCUAUUGUUAAACGCGCUAUAGAAAUAAAACUGAAUCGAAAUUUAAUUCAUACGGAUUCAAUUCAUACCACAAACAUGUCGCUGGGCUCGGUCCACUGUGGGCGUGUCCCAAACCACACCCCCUUUUCACAGAGCAUUAUGGGUAAAAUGUAGACCUUGGUCACUGAGCUGCUGCAGUGCAUUAUGGGAUGUGUGGUAAAUUGUAUUGUGUAUAUAAAUGUCAUAUUUUAUCUAUUUAUUAGUCUGAUUACUGAUUUUAAAGUUUGUUCUGAAGGUCAGAGACGUGUUUAAAGUUAUCAGUAUUUAAAAAAGUGUCAAUCAGAUGAGUGUUAAUAUAAAAUAAUAGAAAUAAAAGUGAAAUAUGUCUUGUAAUAAACAAGUGUUGAUUUUAUUUGCUGUAUAAUUGUGGCUUUAAUAAAUCGUCAGAGGAGCCUGAGGUAGUGAGAGGGAUUAG